Molecule: messenger RNA, 3991 nt
Organism: Xiphophorus maculatus (southern platyfish)
Lineage: Eukaryota; Metazoa; Chordata; Actinopteri; Cyprinodontiformes; Poeciliidae
Gene: ogfod3
Product: 2-oxoglutarate and iron dependent oxygenase domain containing 3
Exons: 9
Coding region: 81-1031 (316 amino acids)
Cellular component (GO): membrane
Molecular function (GO): oxidoreductase activity, acting on paired donors, with incorporation or reduction of molecular oxygen; iron ion binding; L-ascorbic acid binding
Source: RefSeq, a predicted model, not a curated record
UGGCGUACGAGCUGUUGGCGGGGUGUGCGGGAUGUUUGCGGUGUGCAAACAGCUGUUGGUUGAAAGCUAGCUGAGGUGACAUGGCUCUGCUACGACUGAGGAACACAAAGGGCCCGAAUGCAGCAGAGAUAGAAAGAAAAAUUAAAAGGGGAAAUGCCCUGAGGCAGGGGUCUUCGUGGCGGGGCUCCCGGGGGCUCCUGGCCUUGCUGCUGGUUGCUCUGUGUGCUAGUACAGUUGCCGCCUGGCUCUACCUGGCUUCCUUGGACGGUGACAUCACAGAAACUCUGGCCAGUCGGAGGGAAAUGAUCUUGCCUCAGCCCAGGGUCUACAGCGUCCAAUGCUCAGAGGACUACGAGAACUACAAGCGCUACCCAGGUUGCACCCCUCAGAAGUGUGGCCGAGCCGUCGCGGACGGCGUGGUGACGAGCGAAGAGGCUCAGGCCCUGCGGAGGCUGGCUGAGAGGGGGCUGGCGCUGGCCGGGUCCGAGGGAGGGGCCUCCAUACUGGACCUUCACUCUGGAGCGCUGUCCAUGGGGAAACAGUUUGUCAAUAUAUACAGGUAUUUUGGGGAACAGGUAGCAGAUGUCUUCACAGAAGAGGAUUUCAAGCUUUACAGAGAUGUGCGGGGCCGGAUCCAGGCCGUCAUUGCCGAGACGUUUGGCUUGGACCGAACCCUGAUGUACCUCACCAAGCCCACCUUCUUCUCCAGAAUCAACAGCACCGCAGCCAAGACGCAGCAUGACGAGUACUGGCACCCGCACAUCGAUAAGGAGACGUAUGGCUCUUUUGACUACACAUCUCUCCUGUACCUGUCUGACUACGGCUCAGACUUCACCGGCGGACGAUUUGUCUUCAUGGACCAAAAUGGCAAUCGGACUGUGGAACCCCGGGCAGGACGAGUGUCUUUCUUCUCCUCCGGAUCGGAGAACCUCCACCGCGUGGAGAAGGUAACAUGGGGGACACGCUACGCCAUCACCGUCUCCUUCACUUGUAACCCCAGUCACGCCAUCUCCGACCCCUCCCUGCCCUGAGGCGUCGCCGCGGACGACGGCGCCGCGUCCAGUGCCGCUCGGACGAGCCCUGCAACAAAGAUGGAGACGAAGAAAGUGAACAAGAGGGGGAAAAAAACAAAACGUUUUUAUUUCAGGCGUACAGGCUGCGAUCGAGAAACCUGGCCGGCCGCUGUUUCGAACACGAGCUGUUGGAGGAGAGCCACAAGGAAGCUGAACUUCAGAUUGGUAGAUUUACCGCAGCAGAAAUUCUUUCUUGGAAACGUCAAUUUUUUUUACCGAAGGGAAAAGACUCUGGUUGUUUGGACGCAACGGCGCUCAAGCUGGGAUUCCACGGCACAAAUGUUUUUCCAUCGUUCCACCACUGACGAGUGUCCGAGUCCUCCGAAUGUUUCCAGGCGGAGCUUUUGCAAAAUGUAGCUCCACAUUUUCAUAUUGUGUCAAAGCACCAACUUUCAAAUUUCACACUAAGACUCUUUCUUCAGCAAGACACUUCUUUAUCAUUUCAGACAUUUGUAAUUCUGAUGCGAUACCGAUAUCGCAGCUUUGAGUAUUGGCCGAUACCGAUACUGUACCCGACACGACAUCAGCACAAAUCAUAAAUACUUGUAUUUAAUUUGUCAUGUGGUAUGUUAUGAAAAGCUUGACCAAAAACAGAAAAACAAUCAAUUUCUCAAACAGAAAACAAUAGUUAACAAUAAUAUGUAUGAGAAGAACUGAUCCCUAAACCAAAGCGUUUGGGAUACAAAGUGCUGCUGGAGAGGAGUGCUUCUAUCAGAGAUUUUAGAUGCAGGUCGAUAUAAUCCAAUACUCAUUUUCUGUAUGCUGUCAGACUGAUUUCCGAUAAGAAUAUCAGCUCAGUACACCCCUAAUAAUCAAAUGUUUUUCUUUGGAUACCCAGUACUUGGUAAUGACGGCUUUUUAUCGCUUGUGUUUCUGGUUCCUGUGUGUCAGGAUGGAAAUUUCUGUCCUCUGGUUCCUUCUGUUCUCUGGUUUUGUCACAUUUUCACAUUUCACAAAACAAAAUUUAAUAUCAGGCAGAUAACCUGUGUAAAUACAAUAAGACGUUUUCAAAUAUUUUCAGUGGAAACCGACUUUGCAACUUGUGAUGUGUUUACAGUAGAUGGAUUUUGGCCCCAAACUUUGUUGCAGAAUUUUUUAACUUGGCCAAACCGGAGGAUUGAACAAGUCAUCACCUGAAAACUGUGAUGACGAUAUCUUUGUUUUAUACAACAAACUGUUUAAUCAACACAUGUAAAGGAAAAAUCGAGAGCAGUUGCUGUUUUCUCCUCCGAGUACGUCUUCCGAUGGUUCUGGUUGUUCUCGCUUCAGUCAAGUUGUUUGGGUUCAUGGAUGUCUCUGAUCAUUCGGGACUUUUUGAACGUUCUGCUCAAAAUGCAACUGGGUUACAGAUGCAAAUCUUGACAGACUCUCAGGGUCGCGUUGCUCUUUCUCCUCAUGCCAAGGUUUUUGUUGUGUUUUGGGUUUUUUUCUCGUUUGCUUGAACUUCGAGAACUCCAUGUGCCAAUGCCUCGUUUUAGCACACAGAUGUAAUGUCCUGUUCUCUUUCAGCAAUUAUGAAGCCAUAAGACCUGAGUGAACACUUUGUAUUUAUAAAAAUCAGCCAAGAUUACACGCGCGUAUACCUCCAUUCUUAUCCGCACCUUGGGAGCCACUCGAGGAAAUUGCUUGAUUGAUGAUCAGUGUGAGAAGUCAUCUUCCUUGCCUUUCUUAUUUCCCCACACAGCUGCUGCAGCCAAUCCUUUGUUUCUGUUCCCUUUUUAUUCUUAAUGGAUUGUGUGGAUUGCUUUUAGAGUCGCUCAUUGAAACUCUAUUUCGCUUUGAUGACGUCUGUCAAAGUUCUAUGCGUACGCUUUCCGAGCGCAGGUUUUUUACUCACUCCUGAGUGUUUAGAAACUCGCUUCAGCUCAGACCUUUCAAAAGCGAUUGCGGUUUGCUCGCUCGUGUGUUGCGUCUCGUUUUGCAAAUGCGAGAUUUGCAAGAGAAUACCUCCCGAGUUAUAGUUGUAUGAAUAACAACAAUUACUGUAUGUGAACCCAUUUGAAGACUAAAAGCUAUAAGCAUAGAACUUAUCACUGCUUUGCUGCAAAUGCAAUUCAACACGAAAGUUUGGACAAAACCUAUGAGUUUAUUAGACGUGCCUCCGCUUAUGAAGUUUGAACUGAUUGUGCCUAAGUUGUAAUGUCUGAGCUGCUGUGAUAUGUCAUGUUAUUGUUUUGUUGCUAAAGACCAUGGCGGUCACUUCCUGUUACGCAGCUGAACAGAAUGCAGGGAUCAGUGGAUGCCAUUCGAAGUCCAUUAAUGGCAAAACAAAAGUUUUCCACUUUGUUUUGAGAAUACAAAAUUCGCACUACAGUUGCUUUAUUCCCAUUCUGAACUUUUCUACAGAAAUGAGUUGGCUUGCUGUGUUCUCAAACAAUAAGAAGAUAUGUUAGCAGUGCCAAAAAGUUGAACAGAUCAACAUGCUGUGGACAUUUUUAAAUGAACUUUAAUUGUCUCGUACAACAUCUCAGUCCAAAGCAGCAAUACUUUGGAAUACUGCAACACUGCAUUCUGUUCUGAGGAGGAUUGAGCUGAUCAGCUGCGGCGGGUUUCAUUUGCAUAAGCUCGAUUUUUGCACCUUAUGGUUCAAACGCACACGACGAUUGUGUAGCGAUUUCAAAGGGGAAGGAAUACCGCAGUCGAAUCUAAAUAUUUCACCAAAGUCAAGUUCACAAGCUCAGGUAAUACAAGCCCUUAAAUAGCUGUCAUGUUCAAAGUCGCUCUUAAACUUCUCAACGCAAGUUUCCUAAGCUUUUCUGGCGUAGCAUCGUAUGAACUGAUAUGUCUGGUACUAGGAAGGUUUGGACCUUCCUUCUCAUGACUUAUCAUUAUUGUCUGCAUCAAUGACUGUGCUGGUACAACUUCAGGAAAAAAAAAAGAGCACCUUCAGAUGUUGAGCAUACCGUAGAGAGCAGCUU